AUAAGACGCGUCUGAUUUAAUUUAAAACUCUGCUUGGGCUUUUAUGGGCCUAAUAUACUUUGAACUUGGGCUAAAAAACGAAAUCGUUUCUUCUUCCAUUUUUUAAGCCUACUGAAACCCUACAAGAAGAAUGCGUCACUAUAUAUUAAACCGAAAUCGUUUCUUCUUCCUUCAAGCCGUCAACAAUGUCGAAGCGAGGGCGUGGAGGUACCUCUGGUAACAAAUUCAGGAUGUCACUGGGUCUUCCGGUGGCGGCGACGGUGAACUGUGCCGAUAACACCGGUGCUAAGAAUCUCUACAUCAUUUCCGUGAAAGGUAUCAAAGGUCGUCUUAAUCGAUUACCUUCUGCUUGCGUCGGAGACAUGGUGAUGGCCACCGUCAAAAAGGGUAAGCCUGAUCUCAGGAAAAAGGUUCUUCCUGCCGUCAUCGUUAGGCAACGCAAACCAUGGCGCCGAAAGGAUGGUGUUUUCAUGUACUUCGAAGAUAAUGCUGGAGUCAUUGUCAACCCCAAGGGAGAAAUGAAAGGUUCUGCAAUUACUGGUCCUAUUGGGAAAGAGUGUGCUGAUCUUUGGCCAAGGAUUGCUAGUGCUGCCAAUGCCAUUGUCUAAUGAUCAGAUCAAUCAAUUGCUUGUAUUUGAUGGAUAUGUCUAGAUACAAAUUUGAGAAUUUUGGUAGCAAGAUAUUUUUAUUUUCUGACAAUAUGUAUCUGACAUUCAAAUGAUUUGGCUAUUUUGACAAUUUUUUCUAAGUUCUUUUCUGUUCUGUUGUUAUAAUGUUAUGAACACAUUACAAUAGUGAAAAAGCUUAAUUAGUUAAAAUGUG
Molecule: messenger RNA, 822 nt
Organism: Arabidopsis thaliana (thale cress)
Lineage: Eukaryota; Viridiplantae; Streptophyta; Magnoliopsida; Brassicales; Brassicaceae
Product: Ribosomal protein L14p/L23e family protein
Exons: 3
Coding region: 186-608 (140 amino acids)
Biological process (GO): translation
Cellular component (GO): ribosome
Molecular function (GO): structural constituent of ribosome
Source: RefSeq, marked reviewed